CAAUGUUCAAGCUGGUGGUGUUGUUCUCCGUGUUGGCUUUGGCGGCGGCUAAGCCUGGCCUGGUGGCUCCUUUGGCGUACUCGGCUGUGCCAGCUGUGAGCUCCGUGUCGCAGUACAGUUCUAGUGUGGUCCACGGGUCACCAGUAGUUCCUGCUGUGUAUGGUGCGUCUGUGUACAGUGCGCCUGUUGUGGCUGCCCCCGCUGUGGUGCCUGCUGUCGCUGCGCUGUCUCAAGCUCCUCACUCCCCCGCUGUAGUCCUGGAUGCCGUCAACGGAGUGCCCCUCGACACACCUGAAGUGGUAGCCGCCCGCGCUGCUCAUUUCCAAGCUAAAGCUUUUGCUGGACAUCACCUUGGCAAGCGCUCCGUGGCCCCCGUCGCUUAUAGCGCUGUCGUCUCCCCAGUGGCCCACAGCGCUGUGGUUUCCCCUGUGGUAUCAGCCUACUCGGCCCCUGUAGUAUCAGCCUACUCAGCCCCUGUAGUCUCCGCUUACUCAAGUCCCGUUGUGUCAGCUUACUCCGCACCCGUAGUAAGCGCUCCUUUGGCUUACUCCGCUGUCGUCCCCAAAGCCCUCAGCGUCCACCCAUGGUAAUCAACUGAUCGCCGAAUAUAUUGUAUUAUAUCAGAUCGCAUCUAAAAAAUACUAUGUAUAUAUUACUGCACUGCCA
Chilo suppressalis (striped riceborer) is the source of this 666-nucleotide messenger RNA. NCBI's taxonomy places the organism in Eukaryota, Metazoa, Arthropoda, Insecta, Lepidoptera, Crambidae. The record is from the annotation of a GenBank genome assembly.